GCAGGAGCCUGUGUGGGAGCAGCAGGGCGCUGACCAUGGUGCUGAUCUAGACUCUUAAUGGAAAUAGCACCUUCUGUGAGUUUCCUGCUGGAAAUUCCUCCUCAGCAGGCUGCUUGUCAGAUAGGGCGGGGGGGAAAAAAACCCAGCUUCGCCUCCCCGUGCUAGACUCCAUUCAGUCGCUAAUUGUUUAAAUAUUCGCGCUUUCACUGCCGUGUCGAUAAGCAUUGACGGUGACGUCGAAGAUAAAGAACCCCGGUGGCCGCUGUUUCUGCGUUGCACCGUCCCCACCGAUGCUGACACGCACUCCUCCGCCGGGCGGCGAGCGGGGCGUAAGCACACGGGCUUGACUGACACAUGCUGCAGUAUUCUCCCCGCUGUAUGGCCGUGGAUUAGCUGUAUGCUAAUAUCGACAAGGGGAGCGGAGCCAGCGGAGUCUGAACGGGCUCCUUUGCAGCCAUGGCUGAAGGCGGAGAGGGAGAGGAUGAGAUCCAGUUCCUCAGAACUGAUGAUGAAGUGGUUCUCCAAUGUGUGGCCUGCAUCCAGAAGGAGAAUCGUAAGUUCUGCCUGGCUGCUGAAGGGCUGGGCAAUCGCCUAUGUUACCUGGAGCCAACAUCUGAGGCGAAGUAUGUUCCCCCAGACCUGUGCAUCUGUACCUUUGUGCUGGAGCAAUCUCUAUCAGUACGGGCUCUACAGGAAAUGCUCGCUAAAAGUGGACAGAACAGUGAAGGGACACGCGGCCCGGAUCGAUGGAGGCUCAUAAGGAAGGCGGCACACAGCGGAGGACACAAGACUCUGCUUUAUGGACACGCCAUCCUCUUGAGGCAUUCCUUCAGCUCUAUGUACUUGGCCUGUUUGAAGACAUCAAGGUCCCAGACAGAUAAGCUGUCUUUUGAUGUCGGCCUGCAGGAGGAUUCAACAGGUGAAGCCUGCUGGUGGACGAUCCAUCCUGCUUCAAAACAGAGGUCAGAAGGAGAGAAAGUGCGCAUCGGUGAUGACCUCAUCCUUGUCAGUGUGUCGUCAGAGAGAUACCUUCACUUAUCCAUCUCCAAUGGCAACAUCCAGGUGGAUGCUUCCUUCAUGCAGACUCUGUGGAAUGUCCACCCCAUCUGUUCUGGCAGCAACAUAGAAGAAGGCUACCUGUUGGGUGGCCAUGUGAUGCGUCUAUUCCACGGUCAUGACGAGGUGGUGAGCAUCCCAGGAUCAGACCAGAGUGAAGAACAGCAGAGGAUAGUCAACUAUGAGACGGGCAAAGCAGGUGCAAAGGCGAGGUCCUUGUGGAGGUUGGAACCACUACGAAUCAGUUGGAGUGGAAGCCACAUCCGCUGGGGGCAACCGUUUCGACUACGUCACCUGACAACAGGUCACUACCUGGCCUUGACUGAGGACAGGGGGUUGGUGCUGCAGGACCGGGAGAGGUCGGACACCAUUUCUACAGCUUUCUGCUUUAGAGCAUCAAAGGAGAAGCUGGAGCAGAGCCCCAAGCGGGACAUUGAGGGCAUGGGGGUGGCAGAGAUCAAAUAUGGAGACUCACUCUGCUUCAUCAUGCAUGUAGCAACAGGUCUGUGGCUGUCCUAUCAGGCGCCUGAUGUCAAAUCAACUCGACUGGGUCCCCUCAAGAGAAGAGCUUGUCUUCACUCUGAGGGUCACAUGGACGAUGGGUUAACCCUGCAGCGCUGUCAACACGAAGAGUCUCGAGCCGCAAGAAUCAUCCGCAACACAACACUGCUCUUUAACCGAUUCAUCAGAGACCUUGAUUGCCUCAGCGUUAAGAACAGGACCCUUGUAGCCUUGCCUGUCGAGGAGGUGCUCCAAACACUGAAUGACCUCAUCACCUAUUUCCAACUCCCUGAUGUUGAGCUGGAGCAUGAGGAGAGGCAGAUAAAGCUGCGUUCACUCAAGAACAGACAGAACCUCUUCAAACAAGAAGGCAUGUUAACCCUUGUCUCCAACUGCAUUGACCGGCUAAAUGUCUACAACAGUGCGGCCCAUUUUGGGGAGUGUGCUGGGUCAGAGGCCGGAGCUGCCUGGAAAGACAUUCUCAACUUGCUUUAUGAGCUUCUGGCGGCAUUGAUCAGAGGAAACCGGAACAACUGUACCCAGUUCUCAAACAAUUUAGACUGGCUUGUGAGCAAGCUGGAAAGACUGGAGUCUUCUUCAGGCAUCUUGGAAGUUCUGCACUGCAUCCUAAUUGAGAGCCCCGAGGCACUCAAUAUCAUUCAGAAAGGACACAUUAAGUCUAUUAUAUCACUGCUUUACAAGCAUGGACGCAACCACAAGAUUUUGGAUGUGCUUUGUUCGCUGUGUGUGUGCAAUGGAGUAGCUGUUCGGACCAAUCAGAACCUCAUUUGUGAUUACUUGCUGCCCAAAAGAGAUCUGCUAUUGCAAACCCAACUGGUCAAUGAUGUCCAGAGCAUGAGACCAAACAUCUUCUUGGGGGUCAGUGAGGGAUCUGCUCAGUACAAGAAGUGGUACUAUGAACUGAUGAUUGAUCAGGUGGACCACUUUGUGACCAGUGAGCCCUCUCACCUGAGAGUGGGCUGGGCCAACACCAAAGGUUACGCACCCUAUCCUGGAGGAGGGGAGGGCUGGGGGGGCAACGGAGUUGGUGACGACCUCUACUCAUUUGGCUUUGAUGGGCUCCAUCUUUGGUCAGGCCGCAUCCCGCGGGCUGUCGCGUCUCUGAACCAGCAUAUCCUGACUUCGGAAGAUGUGGUGAGCUGUUGUCUGGACCUGGGAGCUCCCAGCAUCUCCUUCAGGAUAAACGGACAGCCGGUCCAGGGCAUGUUUGAAAAUUUUAACACAGACGGACUCUUUUUUCCCGUCGUCAGCUCCUCUGCAGGGGUCAAGGUUCGCUUCCUGUUGGGUGGCCGACAUGGUGACUUUAAGUUCCUGCCACCGUCAAGCUAUGCUCCAUGUUAUGAGGCUUUGUUGCCAAAAGAGAAGAUGAAGGUGGAGCCAGUGAAAGAGUACAAAAGAGAUGUGGAGGGAGUCCGGGAUCUGCUUGGGACCACCCAGUUCACCUCACAGGCCUCCUUCAUUCCCACUCCUGUAGAGACCAGCCAGGUUGUCAUGCCGCCUCACUUGGAGAAAGUUCGAGACAAGCUGGCUGAAAACAUACACGAACUGUGGGGUAUGAAUAAGAUUGAAUUGGGAUGGACUUAUGGCAAGAGGAUAAGAGAUGAUAACAAACGACAGCAUCCUUGCCUUGUUGAUUUCUCCAAGCUGCCAGAAACAGAGAAGAACUACAACCUGCAGAUGUCAACAGAAACACUGAAGACCCUGCUAGCACUAGGUUGCCGUAUUGUCCAAGUGAAUCCAAAUGCAGAGGACUCUCUCAAAAAAAUUAAAUUACCCAAGAACUACAUGAUGUCCAAUAGCUAUAAACCAUUCCCUCUGGACCUGUCUGACAUCAAACUGACACCAGGCCAGGAGCUGCUGGUGGACAAACUAGCAGAGAAUGCACACAAUGUUUGGGCCAAAGACCGCAUCAAGCAGGGAUGGACUUACGGCAUUCAGCAGGAUUUGAAGAGCAAGCGUAACCCUCGUCUGGUUCCCUACGUGCUGCUGGAUGAGCGGACCAAGAAGUCAAACAGGGACAGCCUGCGAGAGGCUAUCCGCACCAUGAUUGGCUAUGGAUACAACAUAGAGCCUUCAGACCAGGAAGGAGGCCAAGUGGCUGAACGGGUCAGCGUCGAUAAGGUCCGCUUCUUCAGAGUCGAAAGGACAUAUGGGGUGAAGACUGGAAAGUGGUACUUUGAAUUUGAGGCUGUCACUGGAGGAGACAUGAGAGUGGGCUGGGCCAGGCCUGGGUGCAAACCUGAUGUGGAACUUGGAACGGAUAAACUUGCUUUCGUCUUUGAUGGAUACAGGGGCCACUGUCUGAACAUCGGUAGCAGAUUAUUUGGGCGCUGCUGGCAUGCUGGGGAUGUAGUCGGCUGUAUGAUCAACAUGGAGGACAAGUCUAUGAUUUUUACCCUUAAUGGAGAGAUCCUGAUUACAACCAAAGGUUCUGAACUCUGUUUCACUGACUUUGAAACUGAGGAUGGAUUUAUUCCAGUGUGUAGUCUCGGUCUUGCUCAGGUGGGGCGCAUGAAUCUGGGUAAAGACGCUAGCACUUUCAAAUACUACACCACAUGUGGCCUGCAAGAGGGAUUCGAACCAUUUGCAGUCAACAUGAACCGGGAGGUCACAAUGUGGUUCAGCAAGCGUCUGCCUACUUUUGUCAACGUGCCAAAGGACCACAACCACAUUGCAGUAACCAGAAUUGACGGCACCAUUGACAGUCCGCCAUGUCUGAAGGUCACCCACAAGACGUUUGGCACCCAGAACAGUAAUGCUGACAUGGUGUUCUGUCGUCUCAGCAUGCCAGUAGAGUUCCACUCUUUCUUCAAGCAGAGCCCCAUAGUUGACAUAAACGGCGUACAUGAAGAGGAUUUGCUCAAGGUUAAACACAGAUAUCCAUUGAGAUGUGUUCGACACAGUGAGGAAAGUAGACGAGUGGACUACAGCAGCAUCACCACGUACUACCACUCGGUGAGGAUCUUUGCAGGUCAGGACCCCUCCAGUGUGUGGGUUGGAUGGGUUACCCCCGACUACCAUUACUAUAGCAACAACUUCAACCUCAGCAAGAACAGAACUGUCACUGUAACCCUGGGUGAUGAACGUGGACGAGUUCAUGAAAGUGUGAAAAGGAGCAACUGCUACAUGGUGUGGGGGGGUGACAUGAUCAGUGGUGCACACGCCUCCAGCCGCAGCAACGUUGAUCUGGACAUUGGCUGCUUAAUAGAUCUGUCCACUGGCAUGGUUACUUUCACUGUCAAUGGAAAGGAGUUAUCGACAUCUUACCAGGUGGAACCAAACACAAAGCUCUUUCCUGCCGUGUUUGUCCGACCCACCAGCCCAAACCUCUUUCAGUUUGAGCUGGCUAAGAUAAAGAACGCAAUGCCACUAUCAUCAGCCAUCUUUAAGAGCGAACACAAGAACCCGGUGCCUCAGUGUCCACCCCGACUGGAUGUCCAGACAAUCAAUGCAGUGCUGUGGAGCCGCAUGCCCAACAUCUUCCUCAAAGUGGAAACAGCCAGAGUGAACGAGAGGCACGGCUGGGUGGUUCAGUGUGUGGAGCCUCUGCAGAUGCUGGCAGUUCACAUUCCUGAGGAAAACAGGUGUGUCGACAUUAUGGAGCUGUCAGAGCAGGAGGACAUGAGGAAGUUCCACUAUCACACGUUGAAGCUCUACUGUGCCCUGUGCGCGCUGGGAAACACCCGCGUUGCCCACGCCCUCUGCAGCCACCUGGACCAGUCGCAGCUCUUAUACACCAUAGAUAAUCAGUACCUCUCUGGCAUGUUACGGGAGGGAUUCUACAAUGUUCUGAUCAGCAUCCACUUAGAAACCGCCAAGGAGGCCAGACUCAUGAUGAAAGAUGAGUUCAUCAUUCCAGUCACAGCUGAGACUCGCUCAAUUCGUCUCUUUUCCAGCGCCUCUAAAAAGCACAGCCCGCCAGGGGUGGGACUUAGCACCUCCCUAAAACCCCGCCUCAACUUUACCCCGCCAUGCUUCAUCAGCACCAAGAGGGAUUAUCUAUACAGUCCGCAGAUCCCACUGGAUGCACUUAAGGAAAAAGCUAUUUCAAUGCUGACAGAAGCUGUUCAAGGCGGUGGGCACCACAUUCGAGAUCCUGUUGGAGGAGGCAUAGAGUAUCAGUUUGUCCCAAUCCUGAAGCUCAUUAGCACCUUGCUGACUAUGGGGGUUUUAGGUAGCGAGGACGUUCAAAAGAUUUUACUGCUCAUAGACCCAAACGUGUUCAGAGAUACUCGUGAGGAAGGGGUCCCAGGGCCCACGGACAAAGAGGGACUCACUGGUACUGAGGGCAAGGCAGUUGAAGCGGGAGAGGAGGAGGCCGCAGAGGAGGCCAAACAGCCAAUGAAAGGACUGCUGGAGAAGAGGCUGCCGGAGCCCGUCAAACGACUGAUGUGUGAGCUGCUUCAUUAUUUCUGCGACUGCGAGCUGAAGCACCGUAUUGAGGCCAUUGUGUCCUUUUCAGACAGCUUUGUCUCCAAACUGCAGUACAACCAGAAGUUCCGCUACAAUGAGCUCAUGCUGGCCCUCAAUAUGUCGGCAGCCGUUACAGCGAAGAAGACCAAAGAGUUCAGAUCUCCUCCUCAGGAGCAGAUCAACAUGCUGCUGACUUUCAGUAUGGGAGAUGACUGUCCGUGUCCUUCAGAAAUACAGGAGGAGCUGUACGACUUCCACAACCAGCUGCAGCUCCACUGUGGAAUCCCAAUGGAGGAAGACGAAGACGAACGGGAUACAUCUAUUAAAGGUCGCCUCCUUAUGCUGGUGAACAAGAUUAAGAGUCAGUCCUAUAAAGCUCAAGAACCAACAGAGAAGAAACAAGCUGCACCAUCUAAUCUGAAGGAGCUCAUCUCUCAGACGAUGGUCAGCUGGGCCCAGGAGUGUCACAUCCAAGACCCCAAACUCGUUCGCAAGAUGUUUAGCCUUCUGAGGAGGCAGUAUGACAGCAUUGGGGAGCUUCUCCGGGCAAUGAGGAAGACCUACACCAUCAGUGCUGCCUCGGUUCAGGACACCAUCCACCUCCUUGCCUCCCUCGGUCAAAUCAGGUCUCUGCUGUCUGUCCGCAUGGGGAAAGAGGAGGAGAAGCUCAUGAUUGAUGGACUCAGUGAUAUCAUGAACAACAAGGUGUUUUACCAGCACCCAAACCUGAUGAGAAUACUGGGCAUGCACGAGACCGUAAUGGAGGUCAUGGUGAAUGUGCUGGGAGGAGACAAGUCUCAGGAAAUUGCUUUUCCUAAAAUGGUAGCCAGUUGCUGUCGCUUCCUGUGCUACUUUUGUCGGAUCAGCCGACAGAACCAGAAGGCCAUGUUUGACCACCUCAGCUACCUGCUAGAGAACAGUAGUGUGGGUCUUGCUUCACCAGCGAUGAGAGGAUCUACGCCUCUAGAUGUAGCUGCAUCUUCUGUGAUGGAUAACAACGGCUUAGCUCUAGCACUGGAGGAACCUGAUCUGGACAAGGUGGUUACAUACCUGGCUGGAUGUGGUCUACAGAGCUGUCCCAUGCUUCUGGCUAAAGGGUACCCAGACAUUGGCUGGAACCCCAUAGAAGGAGAGCGUUAUCUCUCCUUCUUGCGUUUUGCGGUCUUCGUCAACGGAGAGAGCGUGGAGGAGAACUCGAGCGUUGUGGUGAAGCUGCUCAUCCGACGUCCAGAGUGUUUUGGCCCUGCACUGAGAGGAGAGGGAGGGAACGGCCUACUGGCUGCGAUGAAGGAGGCUAUUAAGAUCUCUGAGACUCCUGCUUUGGACCUGCCAGGCUCUGUGCAUCGAGUCAGCUCUGAUUUGUCAGCUGAUGGCGAUGAUGAAGAGGAGGUGGUCCACAUGGGCAAUGCCAUCAUGUCAUUCUACUCUGCCCUCAUUGACCUGUUGGGACGCUGUGCCCCUGAGAUGCAUCUCAUCAACAAAGGAAAAGGUGAAGCUCUGCGCAUUCGAGCAAUAUUACGUUCCCUAGUGCCCACCGAAGACCUUGUAGGAAUUAUCAGCAUUCCCCUCAAAACGCCCAUUCUCAACAAAGACGGAUCAAUGACUGAGCCUGACAUGUCAGCUAGCUUCUGUCCAGACCACAAAGCCCCGAUGGUGCUGUUUUUAGACAGGGUGUAUGGUAUUGAAGACCAAAGCUUUCUGCUACACCUGCUCGAAGUCGGCUUCCUCCCCGACCUGAGGACGGCUACCACUCUGGAUACGGAGGGACUCUGUACCACUGAGACCGCCCUGGCUAUGAAUCGCUACAUCGGCUCAGCCAUGCUGCCUCUCCUUACCCGGUGUGCGCCUCUCUUUGCUGGCACAGAGCACUAUGCCACUCUUAUCGACUCCACACUGCACACUAUCUACCGGCUAUCCAAGGGCCGCUCACUGACCAAGGCACAGAGGGACGCCAUUGAAGAGUGUUUACUGUCUAUUUGCAAACACCUCCGCCCCUCCAUGCUCCAACAGCUCCUGCACCGUCUCGUCUUUGACGUGCCCUUGCUGACUGAAUACUGCAAGAUGCCUCUAAGGCUUCUAACCAACCACUAUGAGCAGAACUGGAAGUACUACUGCCUCCCCUCAGGAUGGGGCAGCUUCGGCACAGCAUCUGAAGAUGAACUUCUGCUCACCAAGAGGAUCUUCUGGGGGGUGUUUGAUUCUCUUUCCCAGAGGAAGUACGACCCAGAGUUAUUCAAGAUGGCCAUGCCUUGUCUCAGUGCUAUAGCUGGAGCUUUGCCACCAGACUAUGUGGAUGCCUCCAUUAGCACUGCCGUUGAAAAGCCUGUUUCUGUGGAUGCUCAGGGAAACUUUGACCCCAAACCCAUCAAUACUGCUAACAUUGUGUUACCAGAAAAACUUGAACAUUUGACCAACAAAUAUGCUGAGCAUUGCCAUGAGAAAUGGUCUGCAGAGAAGGUGCUGCUGGGGUGGAAAUAUGGGGACUGUGUGGAUGAGAAAGCUAAAACUCACCCUCAGUUAAGGAUCUACAAAGCCCUGACAGAAAAGGAGAAGGAGAUUUACAGAUUGCCCAUUAGGGACUCGCUUAAAAGCAUGCUGGCCAUGGGCUGGAGCAUCGACAGGACAAAGGAUGGAGAGAGCAUGUGUCUGCAGAGGGAAAAUGAGAAAAUGAGGAAAAUAUCUCAAGCUUCUCAGGCUAAUGGCUUUAAUCCCAGCCCAAUAGACACAAGUAAUGUGACUUUGUCCAGAGAACUGCAGGGGAUGGUGGAAGUAAUGGCUGAGAAUUACCAUAACAUCUGGGCCAAGAAGAAGAAAAGUGACCUUGGAAGCAGAGGCGGAGGAACUCAUCCUCUCCUGGUGCCCUAUGACACGCUGACAGCCAAGGAAAAGGCCCGUGAUCGAGAAAAGGCCAUGGACCUUUUUCGCUUCCUGCAAAUUAAUGGCUAUAGCAUUACAAGAGGUUUGAAGGACUUGGAGCAGGAUUCCUCUUCCAUGGAAAAAAGGUUUGCCUAUAAAUUCCUCAAGAAGCUGCUGAAGUAUGUCGAUUCAGCCCAGGACUUUAUCGCCCACUUAGAGGCAAUGGCAGCCAGUGGGAAAACAGACAGGUCCCCUCAUGAACAAGAAAUCAAGUUUUUUGCCAAAGUUCUCCUCCCACUCAUCGAUCAAUACUUCAAGAACCACUCUUUGUAUUUCCUCUCCUCUCCCAACAAGAACCUAAGCAGCAGUGGUUACGCCUCCAACAAAGAGAAGGAAAUGGUCACCAGCCUAUUUUGUAAACUGGCAGCUCUUGUCAGACAUAGGAUUUCUCUUUUUGGGAGUGAUUCCACCACCAUGGUCAGCUGUCUGCACAUCCUGGCACACACACUCGACACCAGGACAGUGAUGAAGUCGGGCUCGGAGCAGGUCAGGGUGGGGCUCAGGACGUUCUUUGAGAACGCUGCGGAGGACUUAGAGAAGACCUUUGAGAACCUGAAGCUGGGGAAGUUCACUCACUCUCGCUCCCAGAUGAAAGGCGUGUCGCAGAAUAUCAACUACACAACUGUGGCUUUGCUUCCCAUCCUAACUGCUCUGUUUGAGCACAUCACUCAACACCACUUUGGAGUAGAUCUGCUUUUGGAUAAUGUGCAGGUGUCCUGCUAUCGAAUCCUGACCAGCCUCUUUGCUCUUGGCACUGGAAAAAACAUCUAUGUGGAAAGGCAGCUGCCAGCUCUCGGUCAGUGUCUGGCCACUCUUGCUGGCGCCAUGCCUGUAGCCUUCCUGGAGCCAAAGCUCAACACUCACAACCCCUGCUCCGUUUUUAAUACCAAGAGUGCCAGAGAUCGAGCAGUGCUGGGAAUACGAGAAUCAGUCGAGGAGAUGUGUCCUGGGAUGCCGCGGCUUGACGGGCUCAUGAAAGACAUCAAUGACAUGGCUGAGUCUGGAGCGCGCUACACCGAAAUGCCCCAUGUGAUCGAGGUGGUGCUGCCCAUGCUGUGCAACUACUUGUCCUACUGGUGGGAGAGGGGCCCUGAAAACCAGGCUGCCAGUGGUGGAAGCACUUACUGCACUACUGUCACCUCGGAGCACCUCAGCCUCAUCCUCGGCAACAUCCUCAAGAUCCUCAACAACAAUCUCGGCAUCGACGAGGCCUCCUGGAUGAAGAGAAUUGCAGUUUAUGUGCAACCCAUCAUUAGUAAGGCUCGCGCAGACCUGCUCAAGAGCCACUUCUUGCCCACCCUGGAGAAACUAAAGAAGAAGACAGUAAAAGUGGUGGCUGAAGAGGAGCUUCUCAAGGCCGAUAGUAAAGGAGACACCCAGGAGGCCGAGCUGCUCAUUUUGGAUGAGUUUGCUGUGCUCUGCAGGGAUCUUUAUGCAUUUUACCCCAUGCUCAUCCGCUAUGUGGACAACAACAGAUCUAGGUGGCUGAAAGAACCAGAUUCAGACUCCAAUGAGCUCUUCAGAAUGGUUGCAGAGAUUUUCAUCCUCUGGUGCAAGUCUCAUAACUUUAAAAGAGAAGAGCAAAACUUUGUGGUUCAAAAUGAAAUCAACAAUCUUUCUUUCUUGACCGGAGACAAUAAAACAAAGAUGUCAAAGUCCUUUAAGGAAAAGUCUGGAGGACAAGACCAGGAGAGAAAACAUAAGAAGAGGCGCGGCGAGUUUUACUCCAUUCAGACAUCAUUAAUUGUGGCCGCUCUGAAGAAGAUGCUGCCAAUCGGCCUCAACAUGUGCACCCCUGGGGAUCAGGAGCUGAUUUCUCUUGCCAAGACCCGCUACCUCAUGAAAGAUACAGAUGAAGAGGUUAAAGACCACAUACAUCAAAAUUUGCACCUUCGAGAAAAGUCUGAGGACCCUGCUGUGCGGUGGCAGCUGAACCUGUAUAAGGACAUCGUGAUGAGGAUUGAAAGCCCACCUGACCCUGAACGAGUGGUUGAUCGUAUCCAAAGGAUCUCUGCUGCCAUCUUUAAUCUGGAACAGGUGGAGCAGCCACUGAGAUCCAAGAAGUGCGUGUGGCAGAAGUUGCUCUCCAAACAGCGAAAGCGUGCAGUUGUUGCCUGCUUCCGAAUGGCCCCCCUUUAUAAUCUACCAAGGCAUCGCUCUAUUAACCUCUUCCUUCUGGCAUAUCAAAGUAUAUGGAUAGAAACAGAGGAGUACUCUUUUGAGGAGAAGCUGGUGCAGGACCUCGCAAAAACACAGCCUAAAGUGGAAGAAGAGGAAGAGGAGGAGGUCCGAAAGCAACCAGACCCUUUACACCAGCUCAUCCUUCAUUUUAGCCACAAUGCUCUGACUGAAUGCAGUUCGUUGGAAGAGGAUCCCUUGUAUAUUGCAUAUGCAGAUAUGAUGGCAAAGAGUUGUGCUGAAGGCGAAGAAGAAGAAGAAGAGGGAAAAGAGAAAACAUUUGAGGAAAAGGAAACGGAGAAACAGAAGAUGCUGUAUCAGCAAGCCCGACUGCACGACCGAGGUGCAGCAGAAAUGGUUCUUCAAAUGAUUAGUGCCAGCAAAGGUCGACUUGGUGCCACGGUGACUUUCACCCUCAAACUGGGCAUCUCCGUUCUCAACGGUGGAAACAUCCUGGUCCAGCAGAAAAUGCUGGAUUAUCUCAAGGAGAAAAGAGACGUGGGGUUUUUCAAAAGUCUGUCUGGAUUGAUGAUGUCAUGCAGUGUUCUGGAUUUGAAUGCCUUUGAAAGGCAAAACAAAGCCGAAGGCCUGGGGAUGGUUACUGAAGAGGGAUCAAUCAACGUGAGUGAGCGGGGUUCCAAGGUUCUGCAAAAUGAUGAGUUCACUAAGGAUCUCUUUAGGUUUCUGCAACUUCUCUGUGAGGGUCAUAACAAUGAUUUUCAAAAUUUCCUGAGGACCCAAACGGGGAAUACCACCACAGUCAAUAUCAUCAUCAGCACAGUUGACUACCUGCUUAGACUCCAGGAAUCCAUCAGUGAUUUCUACUGGUAUUAUUCUGGUAAGGAUGUCAUUGAUGAAGCUGGCCAGAGGAACUUUUCUAAAGCACUGUCAGUUGCCAAACAGGUCUUCAACUCUUUGACAGAGUAUAUACAGGGUCCAUGCAUCGGUAAUCAGCAGAGUCUGGCUCACAGCAGGCUGUGGGAUGCAGUUGUGGGCUUCUUGCAUGUCUUUGCCAACAUGCAGAUGAAAUUAUCCCAGGACUCCAGUCAGAUUGAAUUACUGAAGGAGCUCCUGGACCUGCAGCAGGACAUGAUUGUCAUGAUGCUUUCUCUUCUAGAAGGUAACGUUGUGAAUGGAACUAUUGGCAAACAGAUGGUUGACACCUUGGUGGAGUCUUCAAGUAACUUGGAGAUGAUUCUGAAAUUUUUUGACAUGUUCCUCAAGCUGAAGGACUUGACGACAUCAGACAGUUUUAAGGAAUACGACUCAGAGAGUAAAGGCGUCAUUUCUAAGAAGGACUUUCAAAAGUCCAUGGAGAACCAGAAGCAGUACUCUCAGUCUGAAAUUGAGUUUCUUCUCUCCUGCGCUGAGGCUGAUGAAAACGACAUGUUUAGUUACAAACAAUUUGUGGAGAGAUUUCAUGAACCAGCAAAGGACAUUGGCUUCAAUGUGGCCGUGUUGCUCACCAACCUCUCGGAGCAUAUGCCCCAUGAUGCUCGUCUCUCUACUUUCCUUAACCUGGCUGAAAGCGUCCUGAGCUACUUUGAGCCUUUCUUGGGUCGUAUUGAGAUCAUGGGUGGAGCCAAACGCAUCGAGAGGGUCUACUUUGAGAUCAGUGAGUCAAGUCGCACGCAGUGGGAAAAGCCUCAGGUGAAAGAGUCGAAGCGGCAGUUCAUUUUCGAUGUGGUCAAUGAGGGCGGGGAGAGUGAGAAGAUGGAGCUGUUUGUCAACUUCUGUGAGGACACCAUCUUUGAGAUGCAGCUGGCUUCUCAGAUCUCAGAGCCGGAUCCUGUUGAGCGUUCUGACGAGGAUGAGGACGAGAGCCAAAAUGUAGUGGAGAAUCAGGACGAGGAAGAAGAGGAGAACGUCAUGAUGGAGUCUUCCUCAGCUUUCACAAUCGCCUGCAUCUCAAUGAGAAAGAACCUGUGUCACUUCCGACAACUGCUCACUCUGAAGAGCAUGAGGCGGCAGUAUCGGCGAUUCAGGAAGAUGAGUGUGAGGGAGAUGGUGAAGGGCUUCUUCUCUUUUUUCUGGAUGAUCAUCACUGGUCUUUUCCACUUUAUCUACAGCCUGGUUUGGGGUUUCUUCCACAUCUUGUGGACCACUAUGUUUGGGGGUGGCCUGGUCGAAGGGGCUAAGAAUAUGAAGGUGACGGAUAUCUUGGGAAACAUGCCUGACCCCACUCAGUUUGGGAUUCAUGGAGAUGUCCUGGAAACAGAAAAAAUGGAGGCCAACGAUGCUUCAGCUUUGGAGGAGAUGGGUCAGAUGGUUCAGGGCGAUGCAGCGGAGACUGACCUGAUGGCGGAGCUGCUCAACAUACCGCCAAAGAGGGAGGGCAAGCAUGGCAGUGAGCCAGGUUUGGGGGACGUAUCGGAGGUGGUGGUGGGAGAUGCUCCAUCAAUAGCCAGCGCCGUCAAGCAGAAGAAGGCACAGAUGGCUGCAAAGAAGAAGGCUUCAAAUGGAGACUACAGAUCAGACUCAGAGAAGGGAGAUUCAGAGGAUGGUGAGAAAAAGGACCAUGACAAGACCAAGGACGAAGCUCCACCACAGCAUUCGAUAGAGGAGAGAAGAGCCCCAAAGAAGAGGCUCGGCCUGAGGAAAGAACCACCAGAGGCCUUUAUGGCCAGCUUUCUGGCUGGCUUAGAAAUCUACCAGACUAAGAUGCUGAACUACCUGGCUAGAAAUUUCUACAACUUGCGCUUCUUGGCACUUUUUGUUGCCUUUGCAAUCAACUUCAUACUUCUCUUCUACAAGGUGACCGGUGAUUACUCAGAAGAUGAAGACCCCUGGAGCCGGAGAGGCAAAGGAGAGGAGGAGGAUGAAGGAGCACUCGAGUACUUUGUCCUGCAGGAAAGCACUGGUUACAUGGCACCAACACUUUGUUGUCUGGCAGUACUACAUACCAUCAUAUCUUUCCUGUGUGUGGUGGGAUAUUACUAUUUGAAGGUGCCUCUGGUUGUGUUCAAACGAGAAAAGGAAAUAGCUAGGAAGCUGGAGUUUGCAGGCCUCUAUAUUACCGAGCAGCCGUCUGACGACGACAUUAAAGGACAGUGGGACAGGCUGGUCAUCAACACCCCCUCCUUUCCCAACAACUACUGGGAUAAAUUUGUCAAACGCAAAGUGAUUAAAAAGUAUGGAGACCUGUACGGAGCAGAGAGGAUAGCAGAACUGCUGGGGUUGGACAAGAGUGCUCUGGAUUUCAACCCCACAGAGGAGACGGUUGCCAAGGAGGCAUCACUAGUGUCAUGGCUGAGCUCAAUUGAUACAAAAUACCAGGUCUGGAAAAUGGGAGUGGUGUUUACGGACAACUCAUUCCUGUAUCUAGUUUGGUACACAACCAUGUCCAUUCUGGGGCACUACAACAACUUUUUUUUCGCUGCCCAUCUGCUGGACAUCGCCAUGGGUUUCAAGACCCUCCGCACAAUCCUGUCCUCCGUCACUCAUAAUGGCAAACAGCUUGUGUUGACAGUCGGCUUGCUGGCAGUCGUGGUCUAUCUCUACACUGUGGUGGCAUUUAACUUCUUCAGGAAGUUCUACAACAAGAGCGCGGAUGACGAUGAGCCAGACAUGAAGUGUGAUGAUAUGAUGACGUGCUACCUGUUCCACAUGUACGUUGGGGUGAGAGCAGGAGGCGGCAUCGGGGACGAAAUCGAGGACCCGGCGGGCGACCCGUAUGAACUCUACCGCAUCCUUUUUGACAUUACGUUCUUCUUCUUUGUCAUUGUUAUCCUGCUGGCUAUCAUUCAAGGUUUGAUCAUUGACGCCUUUGGAGAGCUGAGAGAUCAGCAGGAACAAGUCAAAGAAGACAUGGAGACCAAAUGUUUCAUUUGCGGCAUUGGUAAUGACUACUUUGACACAACGCCUCAUGGCUUCGAGACUCACACCCUGCAAGAGCACAAUUUGGCCAACUACCUGUUUUUCUUGAUGUACCUCAUCAAUAAGGAUGAAACGGAGCACACUGGCCAGGAGUCCUAUGUGUGGAAGAUGUAUCAGGAGCGCUGCUGGGAUUUCUUCCCAGCUGGAGAUUGCUUCCGGAAGCAGUACGAAGACCAGCUGGGAUAGAGAAGAUGCAUUUUCCUUUUCUCUAUUCAGACAGAUUUAACACACACACACACACACACACACAGUCAACCCAGCAUUGCUUUGGAAAUGGUUGGCAAGAAGCUUAAAGAAAUGUUUUUAUUAAAAACAAGAGAUGAGUGGAGGUCAUGUUGAUCGCCACUGUUGGUACAGGAAAAAAAAAAGGAUUCUGACUUACUCAGACUUAUUUGAUCUGUUUUAGAUUCGGGACUUGUUAUUGACGUGUGUUGCCUUUUCAACAACAUAACCCCAAGUUAUUGCACAAUUUUUUUUAUAUUUAUUUAUAGUGUUUUGGAAAAAUAGUGGGUAUGUGGGGUUAUCAGACAAUGUUUCAGUCAAUAUUAUGCACAAUGUAUGAAUGUCGAACCUGAGACUUAAUGCCAAAAGAAAAGCAGAGAAGUGUAGAAGAUAAUAUAUAGUGGGCAAAAAUGUGACUACAGAAAAGUUUUAUUCAGAUGUUGUAACAUUGCAUAUUAAAGUGACGUUUCUAGAGAGAAGUGGCAAAAGGUAAAAUAAAUGCCUAAAGUUCUUUAUGAAGUGCCUUACAGUACUGUAUCUACAUUACAAUGAAGCUAUGCAAAAUGUUUGUUUUUUUUGUUUUUUUUCCAUAUUGUAUGUAAUACAAUAGUCUUACUGGAGCGAUAAUCUGUUAACUGACCAGAUACAGUACGUAGUUUGUGGUUGAACGUGGAAGAAAAAAACGUUGGUAUUUCCUAUUUUGUUGCUGAAUGCAGCAUAACUUCAAAUGUUCGAGAUACAGUGUAAAAAUAACAAAUGGAAUAAACCGAUCACCCCUCAACGUCAACAAAAUAGAUAAAAUAAUGAACUGCUAUUGUAUGGCGAUUUGUAUGUAAUAGCUUUGCUGAUCUGUGCAUUUCUUUUGAUGGAAAAGAAAUAAAUUGUUGAAGAACUAA
Messenger RNA from Poecilia reticulata (guppy), 16079 nucleotides. Lineage: Eukaryota; Metazoa; Chordata; Actinopteri; Cyprinodontiformes; Poeciliidae. The record is from RefSeq and is a predicted model, not a curated record.